AUGAUCUGGUUAGGCUUUCUACUUAUUUUUUCAGCUUUAGGCGAUGAAAGUACUCAAAAUAUUCCUGUGAACGCUUGUCUCGAAAUUCAAGAAGUGAAUCCAGAGCUACCAAUAAACAGUUCGGAAACGGUGUCAUUUCCAAACGGAACAAACAAUAGUUUUCUUGAAAACAAGGCAUGUUCCUGGUCAAUAAACAUCCCAGCCAACUAUUUUGUGAUUCUUUAUAUCAAUGCAACUGUCCCGAUCGGAGGGGAUAUUUCUGUUACGCAGGCGCCCAAUCACACUGAAAAAUUUUUGGAUGGCCACGUGGAAGUUGCACUUCUCUUUGUGGCUCCGAAGUUUGAUCUACAUUGGUUUUCUGGAAAGUCUUCGAAUGGAAGUAUUCAUUUUACAGUCAAUUGGCAGCCAUUUCCCGAAAACAUGACAUCCAGAAUCUAUAAUUUGGAAAAUAAUAGUUCCUCAAUAAUAUUGGAUCAUAAGGACACAUACUCUCCAGUUGUAUUCCAUGCAGCUACAAAAGUAUCAAUUCUCUGCUUACCCGGGACUCUGAAAGAAGAAGAUACGUAUCUGAGAACUGUGAUAGUAUUCGAUGGCCCUGAUACAAAUAGUCCAUUCUUGGGAAGUUUGUAUUCGAUCAAUCAACUGAGAUCUCAAUUGAUAUCCACCAACUCAACUGUCACUAUCUUCUCGAUUGUUCCAAUUAUGUCUCAUCAUUUUGUUAUAGUUCAGGAUGCAUCAAUGUAUCAAAAUAUCAGUCAAAUAACUGGACUCAAUGUGAAUGACUCUUCAAUUGAAGUCGUUAAAAUGGGAUCACAGCCUGGGAAGUCUGUUGUCUUCACUCAUAUCAACAAUCCAUUAAUCGAUGAAUAUUUGACUGCGGUGGAAUUAGAAGAAGGAUCAGAACUUCAAGUAUAUUUUGAGGGUCUUUCUGAAAAUCAAAGAAUCGCAACCUACACAACACGGAACAACAAGACUCACUUACCUCAAAAACUUCAAGGACGUCUUCGAUAUUAUGUGUUGUCAUCUGGAAAUGCCACGUUGUCAUUGACAAGAGACAAGUGGAAAGCAAAAUGGGAGAAGGCUUUUGAGGGAAGACGAGGAUUUUUCACUUCGAAAUAUUGGAAAAAUGACAAAAAAGAGAUGGGAAUGCAGCAAGAUUCGUUUCAUUUCAUUGGAGAAGAAGUGAAGAAUGCAACGAAAUUCAAAUUUUCUUAUCGUUUCAUUGAAGCCGAUUUAACGGCAGAAAACAGUAUCCAUGUCGUUGUUUCGGAUAAUGUUCAAAGAAUUCAUUAUUAUGAUCAUCGAACUGCUUCUGAAUACACAAAUGACACUCAAUGGUAUUCACACGAAGGACACUCGAUUUCAUUGGUUUAUUCAUCUCCGAAUAAUGAUCAAUCCACUGGAUUCUAUGCUGAAUUUCAAAUUGACUCAUCUUUUGAGAACUUGUCUUUAUGUCUCUCAUCGUUUUUCAAGUUCAAAAUGAUCUCUUUUGCUCUGUUAUUUCUUGCAAUCAGCCUGAAAAAUGUCUACUGUGCCCCAGAUUGUCCGGGAACCGCAUUCAAUCUACCAGCUGACACAUCCGAAUGGACUUGGUAUCCGAACAAUUUUCAGGGAGCUCAACCUCCAUUAUUCCCGAAUAAUUUCAAUUGUAACUACAAAAUAAAUGUACCACAAGGAUGGAGUGUUGAUAUGAUAUUGACAGUGAAUAUGACCAUUCCACAGGAUUUUGCAGCUUCAGUUCAAGUUUUCGAUCAGAACCAAAACAGAGAAGCAGUAUAUUCUGCAAGUGCUGAACAUUUUUUCUUUAUUGCCAAUGGAGGAAGCAUUCAAUUGAAUACACGAGAACAAAAUAUUCUAUUUGGAUUCGCUCUGAAAUGGUCCAAAUAUGCUGUAUUUGCUCCAUCUCUUGGAAAUGUUACCGUAGCUGCUCCUCAACCACUCGCCUGGUGGGCUUUCGGUAGUAAUCCAUCAUACCAAAUUAAAGCUGAAACUCGUGUUUCUCUUGUCAUUGUUCCUCCGAAAGAAGACUUUUAUACGGAAUAUCUCCGAAGUAUGAUGAUUUUCGAUGGUCCCGAUUGGAAUUCUCCGUGUCUUGGAAAUGCGUUACAAGCAAUUAGAAACAAGACUCAACUUGUUUCAACUGGAAAAUAUAUGACAUUCAGUCAGUUGCGUCCCUACUAUCAAACAGGAAGAACCAUGCUUAUAUUCCAAGAUUAUGAAAAUACAAAAGAUAUUGUUCAGUAUCAAGGAUUCGCAUGUGCACACUCGAGUGAUUGUGGAACUGUAAACAUGGAUGGAACUAAUGGACUCGCUGCAAUUUCAACAAUUAACGACGAUGUAACUGCCGAGUAUUUGACAAAACUUUCGGGUUCCGGAACUUUAGAUGUUUAUAUUGGCGGAAAGUCAACGUCGAAAGCGAAUUUAAUUACCUCAUACAAAAUGGAUUCUGACACUUCAUCCUAUCUUCCACAAGAGUUUUUGGGAUACGUUCGAACUUAUGUUCUCACCGGACCAACUGCUUCUCUUAACUUGGUUCGAAAUUCUCAAGAUUUCUCGAAAACCUCUUCAGUUGGAAGGAAGGGAUUUCUCGCUUCUCGAUAUUAUAAAUACGGAGUACCAGUCGCUGAUUCGAGUACUUAUGAUUUUAUCAAGUCUUCAACAAAUCAACUUUCCACGUUUUCAUUCAUCAUCAGAGACGCCGAUUUAGUUGGGAACACCAGUUUGAGCGUAUAUAUUUCUAAAGGAGUCAAAACAAUUUAUGAACAAACGUCAAAUCAGAUUUCAUUUGUAUUCUAUUUUAACAUGCUAAACUUUUUGAUUGCAUGUUUCAUAGUUAGCACAGUUUCUACUUAUUCGUAUGAACCAGAAGACAAUGGAAACGUUCAAUGCGAUCGUACUGCUGACAUUCCCAAUUUCCAAAACUCCGAGCCGUAUUAUUUUCCAUCAUUUUGGAAUGAAAACAUAAGUGCACCGAAUAUAGCUCGUAGUCAGCAUUGUUGUUGGACUGCAUACGUUCCUGUUGGAUACUAUGCUUUUUUCUCAAUGAACGCUAGUAUCGGAGGAGAUAGUCUCUUGAAUAUAACGGAUUAUAAUGGAAAAUCUGAAAUAGUAAUGUCAAGUGAUCUACAACCAUACAUUUUUGUUGGUAAAUUCACAAUUGAUUUGACAGUUGGAUCAGCCCAAGCAACAAUUUUUGGUUUCAGAGUUCAAUGGAGCAAAAUUCCCGAUCCUAAAACUGCUCAAUAUAGUAUCAACAAAACAAGUGAUGCUCUCUAUUUUGACGAAAUGUUGGAUGAAAAUUCAGUUACGGUAACUGCUGAAACCAGAGUCAGUCUAACUGCUUUUCCAUCAGACUACCCUGACUUGACUCCACUGCUUCGUUUAACCCUUGUUUUCGAUGGACCCAAUAUUACAUCUCCUUAUAUUGGAACACUUUUUCAAGCAGUUCGAUGCAAUAAACCAAUGGUUUCUCAAUCAAAUAAAAUGACGAUAUUCACAUUUGAAGAUGAUUAUAUAGUUGGUUCUUACUUUGUCAUACAGGAUUAUUACAACGUCCAAAAAUUGACAGAAGUGAAAGGAAUAACGUGUUGGAGUCAGUCAUCAUGUCCAGUCACACUUAAUGCUGCGAAUGGACCCGUUUCAGCGAUGACGUUGAAUUUCGAUGAUGGAGAUGAAUUCGUCAAAAGACUAGAUUUGAGUCCAGACGCCGUUUUGAAAAUUUAUAUCGGAGCUAGGAGGGAAGACGAUGACUCAAACGCCAUUGCUUCUUAUGAUUUGCAACAAUCAAAGACAAGUAUUCCUCAGAAAUUCAAUGGUCAAGUGAUGACUUAUUAUUUGGAAAAUGGAACAGCACUCGUUGAAUUAGCCGAAGAUUCAAAUUACAGUAGGAUAGAUGUUUCAAACGAUGCUGAAUUGACAAUUGGAUUUGGAACUGGAUCAGGAGUGAAAGAAUACAAGUCAGCUUCUACGUUCUGGGCAUUCCUCACAGUUCUAAUAUUCUUCUUGAUGCAAUAA
Molecule: messenger RNA, 4014 nt
Organism: Caenorhabditis remanei
Lineage: Eukaryota; Metazoa; Nematoda; Chromadorea; Rhabditida; Rhabditidae
Exons: 22
Coding region: 1-4014 (1337 amino acids)
Source: RefSeq, a predicted model, not a curated record